This is a messenger RNA of Antechinus flavipes (yellow-footed antechinus), 969 nucleotides long. RefSeq names its product olfactory receptor 1B1-like. The transcript has a single exon. Gene Ontology annotation, biological process: G protein-coupled receptor signaling pathway. Gene Ontology annotation, molecular function: G protein-coupled receptor activity; olfactory receptor activity. Lineage: Eukaryota; Metazoa; Chordata; Mammalia; Dasyuromorphia; Dasyuridae. Gene Ontology annotation, cellular component: membrane. Bases 1 to 969 code for a protein of 322 amino acids. The record is from RefSeq and is a predicted model, not a curated record.
AUGAGUUGUGCCCCUAAUGCUUCUCAUACUCCCAUAUUCUUGCUGGUGGGACUAUGGAGAGGUGGGCCCCCCAACCAUCUUCUUUUCCCACUGUUCUUAGUUGCCUAUGUGGCUGCUGUUGUGGGUAACUUGAUGUUAGUACUGCUCAUCUCUCGGGAUUCACAACUAGGUACACCUAUGUACUACCUGCUUCGUGGCCUCUCUGUAGUGGAUGCAGGACAGGCCACAGUUACUUUGCCUCAGCUAUUGGUCCAUCUUGUCUCUCCUCAACCAGCUAUUACUGCAGUCCGUUGCCUGGUGCAGUUCUUCUUCUUUUAUCUGUUUGCUGUUACAGACACACUGGUGGUAGCUGUCAUGGCACUGGACCGUUAUGUAGCCAUUUGUGAUCCACUGCAUUAUUCAACUUUGAUGAAUCGUCAUGUUUGUGACUGCCUGAUGGCUUCAUGCUUGAUCCUGUCCCUGUUCCACUCUCUUUUGCAUUCAGGACUCUUACUGCCUCUUCAGUGGGCUGGGGACAGUGAGGGUGCUGUCUACAUCCCUCACUUUUUCUGUGACCAUUGGCCUCUGGUUCGAGCAUCUUGCUCUAACAUCCAACUCAAUGUGUUAGCAAUCUUCUUAGAAGGUAGCUUAUUUGUGGCAGGUCCCUGUGCUCUUAUCUUGUUCUCUUAUGCCCGUAUUGCAGCUGCCAUCUUCCACUUACACACAGCAGCUGGCCGCUGGAGGGCUGUGUCCACUUGCAGCUCUCACCUCACGAUGGUUAGCUUCCUCUAUGGCACUGUCAUUUGGGUCUAUUUUCAGCCACCUUCCCAUAAUUCCCCAGAGCAGGACAUGGCUGCUGCUGUAAUGUAUACAGCUAUUACUCCUCUGGCCAAUCCAUUUGUCUACAGCUUCAGAAAUAAAAAUGUUAAGAAUGCUCUCCGUAGACUUCUGAGUUCCAGUAGAGUGAACUCCCAGUUGCAUUUGCCCUGA